Vicia villosa (hairy vetch) is the source of this 2761-nucleotide messenger RNA. Its product is annotated as protein NRT1/ PTR FAMILY 4.5-like. The record is from RefSeq and is a predicted model, not a curated record. Gene Ontology annotation, biological process: transmembrane transport. Gene Ontology annotation, cellular component: membrane. Gene Ontology annotation, molecular function: transmembrane transporter activity. The coding region runs from base 262 to 2139 and encodes 625 amino acids. The transcript has 6 exons. Lineage: Eukaryota; Viridiplantae; Streptophyta; Magnoliopsida; Fabales; Fabaceae.
CAGGAAUAGUGAUAACAAAAUUACAAAUACAUAAUUCCACACAAGCAUAAUUAUUCAACCAAGACAGUGGGGUAUAUAUGUUUUUGUUCAUUAAUUUUGAUUAAAAUCAUUGAUGGAAUUAGCAUCCAUUAAUCAUCAUCAUUAGUUAUUAAUCAUCAAUUUAUCAGCAACAACAACCUUAAAAUCAAUCGUAAGCAUUACUUUUUGUGAGCACAGAAACCAAGGUAGGAAAAAAGUGUGAAACAAAACCUGUUAAAUAGAAUGGAAGACAAAUGCCAAAGAACAGAACCAAACAGUGGAGACAAAGAAGUAAAACAAGAACUCAAACCUAUCAUUCAAUGGAAGAAACAGAAAGGUGGAUUCAGAGCUUCCAUGUUCAUCUUUGUUUUGUCAGCAUUGGAUAACAUGGGUUUUGUUGCAAACAUGGUGAGCUUAGUUCUGUACUUUUAUGGAGUGAUGCAUUUUGAUCUUUCAAGCUCUGCAAACACUCUCACAAAUUUCAUGGGCUCAACUUUCUUGCUAUCUCUUGUUGGUGGUUUCAUCUCAGAUACCUACUGCAACAGAUUAACCACAUGUUUGCUUUUUGGAUCACUCGAAGUUAUUGCUUUGGUGAUGAUGACAGUUCAAGCUGCAUUGAAAAAUCUACACCCAGAAGCAUGUGGUGAAUCAAGCUGUGUGAAAGGAGGUGUGGCUGUGAUGUUUUACAUAUCUUUGUGUUUAUAUGCUUUGGGUAUGGGUGGAGUAAGAGGCGCAAUGACAGCAUUUGGUGCUGAUCAAUUUGAUGAAAAGGAACCAAAUGAAGCAAAAUCACUUGCAGCUUUUUUCAAUUGGCUUUUACUUAGUUCAACUUUGGGUUCAGUUGUUGGUGUUACUGGUGUUGUUUGGGUUAGCACACAAAAAGCUUGGCAUUGGGGAUUUUUCAUCAUCACAGUCUCUACUUCCAUUGGUUUUGUUACACUUGCAAUCGGUAAACCUUUUUACCGUAUCAAAGUUCCCGGCGAAAGUCCGAUUUUGAGAAUUAUUCAGGUUAUUGUUGUGGCUUUUAAGAACAGAAAGCUACCACUACCAGAGACUAAUGAACAACUUUAUGAGGUCUAUAAAGAUGUCUCUUUAGAGAAGAUUGCACACACAAACCAAAUGAGGUUUCUAGAUAAAGCAGCAAUACUUCAAGAAACUUCUGAGCCUCAACAACCAUGGAAGCUCUGCACAGUGACACAAGUUGAAGAAGUAAAAAUCCUAACAAGAAUGUUACCAAUAUUAGCCAGUACAAUUGUAAUGAACACAUGUUUAGCUCAGCUUCAAACAUUCUCAGUUCAACAAGGCAACAUAAUGAACCUUAAACUCGGUUCCUUCACAGUACCCGCAGCAUCCAUUCCUGUUAUCCCACUUAUUUUCCUAUGCACAUUGAUUCCAAUUUACGAACUUUUCUUCGUACCAUUUGCAAGAAAAAUCACAAACCACCCUUCAGGUAUCACACAGCUUCAAAGAGUUGGUGUUGGACUAGUACUCUCUGCGAUCUCAAUGACGAUAGCCGGAUUCAUCGAAGUUAAACGAAGAGACCAAGGAAGAAAAGACCCUACAAAACCAAUAAGCCUAUUCUGGUUAUCUUUUCAGUAUGCUAUAUUCGGUAUCGCGGACAUGUUCACACUUGUUGGACUAUUGGAAUUCUUCUACAGAGAAGCACCUUCCAACAUGAAAUCACUUUCAACAUCCUUCACAUUCUUGUCCAUGUCGCUCGGUUAUUUCUUAAGUACUAUAUUCGUUAACGUUAUUAAUUCUAUCACGAAAAGGAUCACGCCGAGUAAACAAGGUUGGCUACAUGGUUUUGAUUUCAACCAAAACAAUCUUAACCUGUUCUAUUGGUUCUUAGCAAUAUUAAGCUGUCUUAAUUUCUUUAACUUCCUAUAUUGGGCCACUUGGUACAAGUACAAAACUGAAGAUAGAACCAACUCAGAGAUGAACUCAAAGGAAUUAGGUGAAACACCUUUGUUAAUGGUUGGUGGUGGAAGAAAACAUGAUGGUAAGGCAAAAGAAAGUAGCCAAACGAGUGAGGCCAAUACUGAGGGACCCUCUUCUUCUGAUGAAACAGAUGAUGGAAAAGAGAAAGAAAAAAACAGUAGAGAAUGGAAGCAUAGAUAAAUAUGAUAUGAUUUGAUGUUAAGGGAAAUAGUAGUAUUAGGCUGUGUAUGGUAAGCAUUGGAUGUGGAUAUAGAAAGUGGUUGAAAUUUCUAUUAUCUUACAUGUGUGUGUGAUUGUAUAAUUGAUUUGUACUAUUGUUGGUUCUGGCACCAUCUCUGUGUCUCUGUGUUUCAUAGUCAAAGGUUUUCUCUUCUCUCAUUUUCUUCUUUUUUGUUAUAUAAAUAUAAAUUAAUGGCAUACUUUUACACCAUCUUAUAUAUCCUAUUAUAAUAGUGAUAAUAAUUUUCUCUGAUAGAAACAUGUUACAGUGGAAAUAUCAGAGUAGACCCGAGGGUGGAAAAAAUGGACUUGGUUGUGCCUCAAAUUUCUUGUUCAAAGGUCUGUCAGGCUAUGUUAAAGUCAUCAGGACAGUAAUACUAUUGGUUUUGGUUUUUUCAGCGUAGAAGUUGGAAUUUGGCAGUGGGGUUUUGAUUUUGAGUGUGAAACUGUGGAUAGCUUCACUUUAUAGGAGAAUCUCAUUUCAAAUUUGUACCAUUGUUUCUUGCAAGACAUGUGUGCCGUAACUUGCAAUAACAUUUAUACAUUUUUUUAGCUACAAAAAGUUUCACACCAUGUUUAUUAA